Messenger RNA from Fusarium musae, 2781 nucleotides. RefSeq lists its product as uncharacterized. The coding region runs from base 1 to 2781 and encodes 926 amino acids. The transcript is spliced from 3 exons. The record is from RefSeq and is a predicted model, not a curated record. Lineage: Eukaryota; Fungi; Ascomycota; Sordariomycetes; Hypocreales; Nectriaceae. Gene Ontology annotation, molecular function: DNA binding.
AUGGCCGAUCAUCAACCAUACGUCACGAUACGCUCGCGGAGACCUGUCGAAGGUCCAGGUUCGAGAAGCACCGGCCCUCCUAUGUCCGCCGCCCGCGCUUUCCCUAAUCGUGGACGCUCCUCAGCCAGAUACAGCAAAGUACAAGCAUUGCUAUUACACUGGAACUCGGAUGAUCUCUUCGUUAUCCCUGAAUUGGAAGACCUUGAAAAGUGUUUGAGUGAGGACUAUGGCUUUAACACUGACAUAUUUGCCAUCCCUUCAGAGAACUCUCAUCUGGAGUUGAUGAUGCGCAUAGGGCAACUGAUCAAAGAUCACGAGUCCCAGGAUACAUUGUUCGUGGUCUACUACGGUGGUCAUGCCAGAAUUGACGAGUCUCGGCAAAGCACCUGGUGUGCGUGGUCUGCGAUUCAGACUCUACUCGAACGCUCACUAUCAGAUGUUCUCAUUCUGUUAGAUUGCUGCGCUGGGGCUGCAAGUGCAACUUUUCCCAGUGGAGCCAGUAUCACCGAGACUAUCUCAGCUUCGAGCUGGGACGCCAUUGCCCCUGAUCCCGGACGAUACUCUUUCACCAAUGCCCUCAUUGAAGUGCUUCAGGAGUGGCGAGUCCGAGCCUUCUCCGCCGCUAUGCUCCACGCCGAGGUUCUUGCUCGAUUAAAACACCCUCGACCCAUCACCAUCAAUGGCAAAUACUUUGAGGCUCGAUCGACCCCUGUGCAUUUCAUGAUGACUUCUAACCACAAAGCGCCAAGCAUCGAAAUGUCUCGGAUGUCCCGCGGCGAUAACUUGCCAUCUCCUGAGUUACUACCGACACCAGCGGUGGCCCAUGAGACUGGCCGAGCGGCUGAUUCCACCACGCCUGUCUCACGGAAUGACUACAUGUUUACUGAACCCAACGAAGAUACUCCUCAUGUCAUGAUUUCUUUGGCGUUGGAGGAUGACCAGCGGCUUGAUAUCAACGCAUGGGAGCAAUGGCUCGGCGCCUUCCCUGCAAUGGCCAAAUAUGUCAAGGUUCAGGGUGUUUUCAAGAGUCACUCUACAAUGCUCCUUGUCUCCAUGCCGGUCUCUAUCUGGGACUUGCUGCCAGAAGACCAUGCAACAUCAUUCGUUGCUUUUAUCCGAUCGAAUAACUUGAUGACUCAGAAGCCCCGAAACCAAUCGGUGCCGACCUUGGUUCCCGCAAACCGUUAUCCCGCAGAAAAUGACAGCGCAUCGUUCAUUUCAGGUGUUUCAGGUACAACCUUUGUACCUACUGAACUUACGGGGUUGACUGGCCAGAUGGGAGCUUUUCGGGAUCCUGCGUACGGCAGGCAAACAGGGCCUGUGGUCCGGAGUACUCUCCCGCCUAUUCAGCAGCUCUCGCCCUUGCAUAUGCCACCACUACCUGGAUCAUCACCUCAGAGCUUAUCGCAGCGAUCCAUGAGACCGAUGCAUUCCACAACAUCUCUUGCCACACUACAGAGGCAACAGUCGUCGUCCUCUUUGGGGGGCAGUGGAAACCUGACGAGACAGAUGAUUAUGAGUCAACAGCAAGCUCUGCGGCGUACCACUUUUGGUUCUGAUGUUCCAGAACCUAAAAAGUUCUCUCCUCAUGUAGAGAAACGUCUAGAAGAAUAUUACCAGACUGAGCCAUUGCCCAAUGAUGGGCAGAAAGCAUUUUUCGCUUCAAACUUGGGAGUAGAACCGUGGCAUGUUGAAGUCUGGUUCCAUCAUCGGAGAGAGAGGGAUGCGUUUUCCCAACUAUUCGCAGCCCUGAGAGUCGAAGAUUCAAAAGUCGGUGCUCACGAAGGGCCACGCAUGAUCUUGCCAGCGAAUCUAAGUGAACUUUUGGACAUAUCUUUACCAGGCCAGAGUCUUUUACUCGAUAUUCGGUCAUCGACAGAAUUCCAGAGGUCGCACAUCAGGGGUGCAAUCCAUUUGCGUGCCCCCCAAUCCUUCCUACGCCCAGCCUCUCUAGAUAUGGUUGAGCGGGCCUUCCCCGACGCACAGAGUCGGAGGAUAUUCUCACGCUGGCAGCAAGCGAGAUGUAUUGUAUUCUACUCACGUGGGCUUGAGUAUCCCUGGGAGUGCCCCUCAGCUGAUACUUUGCUGGAGAAGCUCUGGGCAUGUGGCUGGCACGGACGAUGCUUCAUUCUGAAAGGACACUAUCGAGAGUUCAGUGACUCAUUCGGCAAACACGUCUACCGCGUUCAAGACAACGAUGCCGAGAAAGAGGCCCCCAAGGAGGCACCUAUCAGUGAAGGUAUGUCAAGCAAUGAGACGGAGCUUGCUGCUCUUUUCGCACGAUUGGAAACAGAGGACCAGACACGUCAUCUGAGCUCAUCUCCUGGACAUAAUGAAGAGCGAACCACAGCACUAGUAGAACAAGAAAAGGCCCUUGAGAGUGAGUUCCAAAAUCAUUUCCCUGCACUCUUCAAGAAAGCACAAGACGUUCACGGUGUUGGGCGAUCUGAUGACGAGAGCUUUGUCACCAAGGCGCAAAUGGUAGAGUACCUGGAUCGCGGCUUGACCAAGAUUCGAGAUGGCCAGGCUUCCCAGGCAGAAGCCACUGUUUACGAGCCAGGUCAUUCGAAACUGGCAGCUGACAGUUACUUUGACCGGACAAAUUUCAAUCGAGAGUCGGACGAGUAUGUCGAAGUUCCUCGUGGAGACGAAGCAGUGUCAGAUGGGAGUCCCCAGAUGACAAGCAAGGGCAAAGAAACAAGGGCAGCGUCAUCCCCGGACGAGAUAACUCCAAGAGGGCGAGGAAGCGGACUCUUGAAUAAGGUGUUCCGAAGGGCAUAG